Symbiodinium natans is the source of this 1041-nucleotide messenger RNA. NCBI's taxonomy places the organism in Eukaryota, Dinophyceae, Suessiales, Symbiodiniaceae. The record is from the annotation of a GenBank genome assembly.
AUGGCACCUUCGAAGCAUGAGGCGCUGUGGGGAAUGCUGGCGACGGCAGGAGGCUCCCUGACCUUCGUGGCUUUGGUGGUGCUGACUGAGUGGCUGGAGCAUCAAGAAUGGCCGGCCUUUGCUAUGCUCGGCAGUGCCGGCUUCAUCCAUGGCCUCGCCUUGCUGGUCUAUUUGCUGUUGCCUAAGAUCCGAAAGCGUGCGCAGUGGCCCAGCUCCCUGAGCAUGAAGAUCUGGACCUUCGCCCGGGGAUUCGCCAGCAUCUUCGCGCUGGCUUGUACAGUCUUGGCCACCUUCUUUGGCUGUCCAGCGGGUGACACGAUGGCGCUUUCCAGCACCAACGUCUUCGCAUCGGCUGUGGCUGGAUGGUUGCUCUUCGGAGAGGCCUUUGGCAGACUGAGGGUCGCGGCGCUUCUUGCCACUGGCUUUGGGGCAGUGUUGGUUUCGAAGCCAGAGUUUAUCUUCACCACUGUGAAGGAGCAGCCUUACCUCGGCUAUUUGUUUGCCGCCGUGUCAGGCUUGGGCUUGUGUGGUAUGGUCGUAUGCUGCAGAAAGCUCGGUAAGGAGGUGUCACCCCUGAUUUCUACCCUUUCCGCCAGCUUGCAGCGCGGUGCCAUUCUGCUUCUCCUAGCGGCUUUGCCGAUGUGGGAAACAGACCUUGGCUCCACCAUCGACAAGCUUAGCCAUCAUCCUGGCUGGGCUGUGCUGUGGGUGCUUAUUCUGACAGUUCUGAUUGCUUCGCAGACGACUUUGCUGAGCGUCGGCUUUGCACUGGCGCCUACAGGCGUCAGUGGGGUCAUCGUGACAUGCUGCGACAUUCUCUUCGGCUACAUUGGCCAGAUCGCCGUGUUUGGCAUCCUCCCUGAUGCAGUGACGCUGGCCGGAGUCGUUCUGCUCUUGGGUUCCGUCCUGAUGAUUACCAUGGAAACGGCCAAAACCCACCCGCCCCCAGAAGUGGCGGGCGACACUGGAACAUCAAGCAGCCAGCCGGAGAAGAAUGAAGCUCCCCCCGUGGACAAAGAAGGGCAACCACCUGCGCUGUGA